GAUUGAAGUGUAUUGUUCUUGCGAAGGCAGCACCGUCGAAAUUUUCUCCGCGAUUUUCGGUAAAUUGUGCAAUUCGGAGCGGUCGGGCUCGGCCCAAAGUGGCCUCUGGCGGCGCCGGAAGUGAUUCCCGUGCGGGACGCGUUCGAGUGCGACGGAAUCGGUGCGACGCGGGACAAAUUUCUGUGAGAAACAGUGAAAAGAGUGCGCUGUCAAGGAGUUUUCCUCCACUUUUUUUCGUCGUCGUCCUCCUCUGCUGGACCAAGUGACAUACACGCAACGAGGGGGCGCGGUGUGCGUGUGACGUUGGACGCCUUGCACGGGGCUGGUGGGUGUGUGUGUGUGAGGUGUCGCGGCAGCUCGUCUAAACGUGCAAUUUGUUUACAAUUUUUGCGCGAGUGUUGGUGCGAAGCCGAAUCGUUGCUCGACCAAUCGGCACACGUUCGAGCGCCGAACGGACCGACAACAAACGCCCGAACCCGGCUUCGGGUCGCGAUCGUGCCGGCGUCGGCUAUUUUCGCGUGCACGAAGGUGAAUUCGCCGAAGAUCGCGAGAUUUACACGAAGUUUUCUGUUUACGCGUGUGUGUUUACACGUUGAGCGCGUCUUUCGCGUGAUUGUAUUGUCGUCAAUUCGAAUAUUUCUUGCAUUUUUUUUUCGGGACUGACAAUUUUUUACUUCCAUUCAUCGUGUGUGGAUUCAAGUGCAAAAUAAUUCCUUGGCUCUGGGCACAAGUGAGCCGAAACUGGUUAUUUCGCGGGCCAUUGGAAUACGGCGACAACAACGCAUGAAAAGAAAAGUUUUCUGAUAGCAAUCUUUCAAUCUGGUUUCCGAACCCGAGGGUUGCACAGAUAGGAUAGCAGGAAAGGACGGUCAACUGUGCUCCGGUCUUCUGAUUCAUCUCGCGUGCGGAGAUUGUAGAAUGGAUUACCUUAGUGGAUUGUCAGACAGGUUACUAUAGAUCAUCGCAUGAAAACCAAAAAACAGCAGGCAGCCGCGGCGGCUGCUGCUUCCGCCGUAGCAGGCGCACCACCAACAACAGCAACGCCUUCUGAGAAGAAACCGGUCGCCACUUCCGCUGCUGCUACAAGCACCGCUUCAACUUCCGCAACGCCCACUCCUAGCGGUUCCACGCAGGCCACCGCCCUAAAAAAGCCACUCAAACGACUCCAGUUAAAGGCCAAAGACAGCCCUUCUCCGAAGGCCACCACACAGGAAGCCACUUCCUCCGGAACGGCUGUUGUCACGACAAAGCCUAAACCCGCACCCAAGUCAACGCCUAAAAAUGAGGUUAAGUCGAAAAAGGUCACAAUUGCCGCCGGGGGUAAGAAGACCCCUGCCGCGGCAGCGGCUCCCAAAAAGAUCCAAAAGGAGCUAAAGAAUUUGGGCAUUACGGACCGAGCCAUCAAUCAAAUCGACACGGCCACCGUCGAGUGCAAUCCGUCAAUCAGCGAGAUGGUCAAGACCAAGUCGCGUGCCACCGUGAGUCAGCUCAAGUAUUCGGAUUUGGGUGGUGGUCCGCCGGCAAAACCAGUAGCGCCUGCAGGUUCUAGCGAAGUUCAGAAGCCGGUGGAGCCACCAGCCGUGGUCUCCACGGCGAUCCCCAGCAAGAAAAGACCUCCGCCAAAGACAAAGGAUGAUUCCCCUAAGCAAGACGUUGCGCGUGAGGAAGCGGCGGGAGGUGCGAAAAACAAAACCCCAGUCACGGCCCAGGCGACGCCUUCGAACCCGGCCACCAACCCCGCCGUCACCGCCACCACUAAAGAAGAUGUCAAAGCAGGGCCGUCGAACGGUGGAGCAAAAUCUAAGGCGAAACGGCCCGAAAGCAAAAAUGAUAAUGAUGGGCAGCAAGGAGGAGUCGCAACAGAACAGAAGUCAUCGCCGGCGAGGAAGAACCCCACGGUGGCGGCCGCCAAGCCUAAGCCAAAGACCAAGAAGGCAGCCUUGGAGGAACAGAAGAAGGCUGCAGAAGUGGUGGCGGCGGUAGCGACGGCCGAGGUAGAACAAGCUUCGGUGGUCCAAGAGGUGGCGGUCCCGGCUAAGCAGAGAACUCCCCCGAUCGACGAGAAACACGACGAGGAAAAGCCCUGCUCGCUGGAACUGGAUCAGGACGAUAAGAACGAGUCCGACGUGCAGAGCCGCAUUGAGGACAUCAUGAAGGCCCUUGAGGAGUCGGACGGGGAAGACGAGGGGCCACCCGUCCCGAUGCUGUUACCGCCAACGUCGUCCAAACCGGCCGUAGAGGUGCAAGAACCCAAGGUAGAUGUUGUACAGCAGGUCGUGGACCAAGAUCAGGAAAAGAAACAAACAAAGGUGGCCGCUAAGCCGAAGGUCGCUGCUAGUAAGAAGAAGGCACCGGUUAAAAAGAAGGUGGGUGACGAUGCUCCGGCAAUUGAUCCAUCGAAACAAGAAUCUCCCACGAACAAAUCUGAAGAUGAUAAAUCAAUUAAGAAGACUCCAAGCUCCCAGGCUAAGCGCAAAUACGUGCGAAAGCCAUCUGGUGGUCAGGCUAGUAAAAGCAAGGUUGAUCCUAAGAAACUUUUAGAGCCGGUUGGUACCGAUGAACCUAAGGUUGAUCCGACCCCGGAAACCCCAGUUCAAGAAUCUCAAAAGCCUGAACAGGUACCAGAUGUACCAACUCCUCCAGAAGAGCCCACUGAAUCUCCUGACCCCCCGAAAACCAUCCGUUCGUCAACGGACAACGACGAUGACGUCCCUCUAAACCGACUUAAGGACAAAACCUCGCCGAAACCUUUGGAAUCAACGCCGGAAGCAGGUUUCACCGUUCCAAACGCACCACUCCUCGCAGCCUUGCUGGCGCCCUCUCCGGCAACAACGCCAAAAUCCAAGCGCAAAUACGUUCGCAAACCAUCAACUACUCCUACUUCCGGUGGCAAGAAGAAGCCCUCGUCCAAAUCGACGUCCUCUGCCGACGCCAAGGACAAGAAGCCGGAAAAGCCGAAAGACGUGUACGACUUUGACGAUUCGGACAGCGAAAACGACGCCCCCGUCAAGGCCGGCAAACCUGUCUUCAAGACCAACCGGAAGCCGCUGGAAACGUCCUCGGCCAAGGAGGAUGAAGAAGAGGACGCCGAGGAAGUUCCCCAAGCGGAAGCGUCAUCGGAGACCCCGGAUCCGCUAGAGUCUAAAAGCGAGCAAGAUCCGCUCAAAGAGUCCGACUCCGAAGAAGAGUUCAAGAAACCGGCGAAAAAACCAACCAAAUCUCGAAACAACACCCCAAAGGAACCGUCCUCGGAGGAGGAAUCCGAGGAAGACGACAAGGACGCCGAUCCGGACGAGCGUCCGCAGACUCCGAUGAGCAAGAAGAUCAAACGCGAAGUGCGUGACAGUUCCGAGGAAUCGAACGGUGACUCCGACUCGUCGGAGGAAUCCGUCCGGACGCGGAUCGUCAAGAAGCAUCUCACCGCCAAGACGCGUCACCUCAAGCUGUACGGGUUCUGGUCGGGGCCGAAGCGCCACCGGGUUGCGUCCCUGAACGCAAUCGCCAAGGUGCACUGUCUGUACGAGAACGAAACCCGGGCGGCGCUGGAAGCUAGCCUGAUGAAGCAGGGACCGCCCCGGCCAAGGGCCGGAACUAGUAAGGAGGUUAAAAAAGAGAAGAUUGAGGAAGGUGAGAAGAAGGACGAGUGUAAAGAGGAAAACAAAGCGGAGAAGAAGGAAGAAAGUGAAGUGAAGGGGAAACAGAAAGAGGAAAAAGGGACAAAAGAAGAGCCCAAGAAGAAGGUGGUCAAAAAGACAGAGCCGAAAGAGGUGAAGAAAAAAGAGACAAAGAAAGUGGUGGUUAAAGAUGAAAAGAAGGAGGAGAAAAAAGAAGAUAAGAAAAAGGCUGCUGAAAAGCAGAGGCAAGCCUCGGAAAGUGACACCGAAAGUGAAGAAUCGUCGGAGGAGGAAGUGGUUACGCGCACCCUCCGCUGCGUGCCCGGACUGCGCGGCGCCGGCAAGCAUUGGGAUCCGAACGCUUCUAGCAUGGAAUCCGAGGGGGAUGUCCUGCCCGAUUCGGACGAGACAUAUGCACAGGGAAAAGACACCGACCCGGUCAAGAAGCGCAAAGUUAAGCGCAAGGUGGUCAAGAAAGCGAAACCUAAGCCAAAGUCGGAGAAAGCUGACAAGCCGAAACCUCCGGUUAAGAAAAUCAAAAAGGAGGUUAAGGCGCUUCAGUCCGACAACGAUAAAAAGUCGGAGGACGAGAGUGACGAGUCCGGCUCGGAGUCGGAGAAGGCGGAAGCCGCUUCUCCAAAGCCGAAAGCCGAAGACGUUAAGAAACGCAAGCGUGCUCCCAAGGAAAAGAAGGAGAUUGUGGAGAGUUUGCUGGGGAAGAAGCGUAUGGCCAGCUUGAACGCUACGGCGAUGUUGGCUGCGACGUACGAGGUUCAGCGAAUUCUGUACAGGAAUACGGACUCGGACUCGGACAGUCCGGCUGAGAAGCCAAAGGCGAAGAAGGUAAAGGAAACUAAAGAGCAGAAGGAAGCUGCUAAAGCGGAAGCUAAGAAGGAAGCUAAAGAGCAGAAGGAGUUGAAGGAGCAGGGAGAAAACGCGGCUGAAGUCAGUAAAGCUGCGGAGAAAGAGAGGGUAAAGGAGCAAAAGGAGAAAGAAAAAGAGAAGGAAAAGGAGAAAGCAAAAGAGAGGGAGAAGGAGAAAGAGAAGGAACCGCUCAUCACGGUGAAGACGGAACCGAACCGUGAAAGACGAGAAGAGCACGAGGUUAAGCGGGAAAUUGAAGAGCCCCGUCCCGUGUCCAGCAACCUGGUGAUUGCCCAGGACACCGAGGUCACAAUCACGGGAGUGUACGUCAACUCGAGCCUCGGGGCGAACCAGGAAGCUUACUGCAAAAUGCAGUAUCGCGUCCAGCAGAGUGUCACCGAGGAGCGGCUGGUCCGGCCCGGCGAGGCACCGCCGAAAUCGUACACCCCGUUGACGGCCCUAUCGAGCAUGCGACCACCCAACGACCAGACUCUGGCCACGCCGCCCCUGUUUGGGCCGCCGUCCCAGUGUGAUUCGCCACUGGGACUGGGUCCGCGAGCCUUUUACCCGCCGCCCACGUCCUCAUCGGGCAGUUCCAGCGCGUUCUGUGCGCCCAUCCCGCACGGUAGUCCAGGUUACUAUCAACCGGCUGGUCCGUUGAUAUCGCCCCACCUGCUGGCCCAGCCGAUUCCGAUAUCCCAGCACGGUCCGGGCAGCAGCAGCAGCAGCAGUACCAUCACCAAGCAACCACCCGAAUCGGACUCCCCAGGGGUGUCCUCGCUGGUCCAGCCGCCGUCCUCCUCCACGGCGGACAGCACCGACAGCGAUGUCCUGCUAACGGCGGGUGACCUCUCGUCCCGGUCACAGCAGGCCGCGGCCGCCGCAGCCGCCGCCGCCUACCGGUACGGUCCGUCCGGGCCGCCCAACCUGUACCCGCGGCCCAUGCAGAUGCACUGUCCGCCGCCCCAUCUGGCCCCCAACUACUACGCGGCCCCGCCCUACAGCCAGUACCCGCCGGAGAUGUACUACACCCACGCCGCCUACCCGCCGGCCCACUUCUACCCAAAGUUUGCCCAGUACUACCCGCCCAGCCGACGGUACUACCCGGCGCCCGUGGCCGGCGAGCACAUGUACGAGCAGCCGCCGCCGCCACCCUCGGCCGGAGGACCCGUGCCGCCGCCCGCCGGCGCUCAGCUAGUUCCGGCCGGGCCACCCCAGGGUCCGCCGCCGCAGCACCUCGAGCACUACCCCGGUCCGCAGCCGUAUCCGUACCCGGGGUACGGCAGUCCGGGGCCCGGGCCCGGUGGGCAAUGCUACUCGCGUAACGCGUACAUGGAUGCUCACUACACGACCAACUGUCCUUGUCCGAUGCAGUCGUGUCCAAAAAACGUCAAUGCUGGGUCCCUUAUUGGUAUCAAAGCCAGUAAGGGCCCAGUAACCACCACUGCAACCCCCAUCCCCCAUCAUAUCGCAUCGUCGGCGUCGGCCUCCUCCAACAACUCUAGCACGGCCGCCGUCCAGAUGUCGCCUUCGUCGUCGUCCACCUGUACGACGAUGGCCUGCAGCACCGAGCCGAUCGUGAUUUCGUCCGGUUCGUCCACGUCUUCGUCGCCACCGCCGCUGGACAUUCACAGUCCGAUCGUGGCGAGCUCCGAACCGGUGGUCACGACCACCGUGGCGACCGUCACGACGACUGCCCCAACAACUACUGAACCAAAUACCAGUCCCAAGGUUAAGCCCGAAAGUGACCUGCACCAGUAUAACAGUUAUCACUACCACUACCCGCACCGUCCGUCGGCACCUCCACCAACGCAUCCCCUGCACAGCAGCUACAUCCCGGUGGGCGUCGUCGAGGUCAAGCAGGAACCGGUGGCACCGACGCUGGAACCCACGGCCGACAGCAAGACCACGAAAAACAUUCCCAAGCUGCUUCCGCUGGUAGUCAAGCAGGAGAUCACCGAGGUCAAGCAGGAACCCCAGCCGGUCACGAUGACGGUGGUGAGCUGCAAGAAGGAAGACUUUGAGGAGAACGGACCGGCCAUGACGCCGGAUCUGCUGCUGGACGAGGCCCUCAUCAAGAAGGAGGCACUGGUCUCGGAACUGGUGCACCACCAACUCGACGACAAACGUAUCCUAUCCGAUAUUCUAACCGCGGAAGCUAAUCUGAUAACCGGUAAGACUCUAGACAACCUUAGCGUUAGUAGCGUUAGCAGUAACAACCAGAACAACAACAACAGAAGUAGCAUUAGUAACGAGAAAGUACAAUUAGUCGAUAGUAUCCUACCUGAAAUUCCGGCGUCCACGGUCAAGCGGAGACCGCUGCUGGUCGCGUGCAAGAAGUCAACGCCGAAAAAGUCACCCCCCAAUAGCUAUAAGAAUCUGAUCAAACGUACAAAUCUGAGCGGUGACGAGGGCGGUGAAGCAACAACGGCGGAAGCCGGCGAAGAACCGACCAUCACCGUGCUCAGCGAUGACGAUGACGAACUUGAGGAAGACGACGACGAGGUGGUGGUCACGUCGACUCCGGUCAGUCGGAAGCCCAAACGGACGGCCGGCAAGCCGCGGAAGCUGCUCAAGCGAACGCGGCGGGUAUUUGGGGCGGAACAGCUGCGCCAUCUUCAGACGCUCAACCGAAGCGUGCUGAAGUCGAAACGAGUGCGCCGACUCGUCAAGCGGCCAUCGUGCGUGCCGAGGAACCCUGCGGUUCCGGAAGCAGCGAUCGCGGUGAAGGAACCUGAGCCAACCCCUGUGGAACCUGUUGAAGUGCAGGAACUCCGCGAGGAACCUCCCCGCCCGAUGUCGAACGUCGAUCUCACGAUCGACCUGGUGGCGAAGGGUUACUUCUCCGAGCCUGAGUUCGCCGAGCAAGCCAAGUCACGCUCGGUAAAGCGGCUUAAACAGCAAGAAGGUCGUUCCCAGUCCGAGCAGCAUCGGGGCUCAUCGAAGAAGGCCAAGCAGCAGCUCGAUGACCCACUGGACAUGACCGAGCCGCCAAACGGCAAGUCAGCUAAGAAAGCCAAGAAACGGGCCGCGCCCAAGCCGUCAAAGCAGAACGGCAAGAAACGAGCUACCUCAACGCCGUUGCCACCGGAGGUGGUGGAAGAUCAGCCGGAAGUGAACCCUCCGCUGGAUGUGAGUGCCAUCGAUGUGGAACCUACCGCUGCGGCGGUAGACGAUCGCGAAACGGACUUUGACGACGCGGCCACGAUGCUGGUGGACGACGACAUGAUGAGCGUGGACACCAACACCAUGAUCAACCGGCACAACAACAAUAACAACAGUGCCGUUGAGAACAAGAAUGCCGCCGGCACGGACCCGCUGCUGGAGGAAGAUCCGCUGACCGUGGAACCAACGACGACCUGCGUGACGAACGCGGAGUUGUCUACCCAAGUGGAAGAUCGCCUUCCACUGCCAACGGAGGUCGCCGUCUUCGAAGAAGACGACGAAGACGACGAGGAGGAGGAGAUCAUGCUAGCUAGGAGAUUCGCCAAAAAGAGUGGAGGCCUCAAGAGCCGAACGUCCCGAUCGCGAUCCAAGUCAAAGUCGCGCAAAUUUAGCAUCAAGAAGCGCCACCGACCGACGCGCGUCCCCGAGGUCGAGGAGAUCAUCGUGCCAAGGAAGAGCAACAGCGUGCCGCGCUGGAGCAACGGAUGGACGUGGGAGGGGCAGCCCUUCCAGGGAAAGGUGUUCCUGAACAGCGACGACCCACCGGUCACGCGAACCUGCUACCCGGCAAUGCGCCACUCCGAGGGCGACAUCAUCCGGCCGCGGGAUAGCGUUCUACUGCGGGCCGGUAGCAAGCGAGCCGAGCUUCCGUACGUGGCCAAGGUGGCGCACCUGUGGGAGAAUCCGGAAGACGGCGAAAUGAUGAUGUCCCUGCUGUGGUACUACCGGCCCGAGCACACCGAACAGGGUCGGCAGCCGGUGGACGGACCGGACGAGGUGUUUGCGUCGCGCCACAAGGACCACAACAGCGUCGCCUGCAUCGAGGACAAGUGCUACGUGCUGACGUUCAGCGAGUACUGCAGAUUCCGCCGCCAGCUGCGCGGCUUCGAGGAGAACAUCGACGAGCAGCCGUCGAUCGUGCCGCCGCUGCGGCGCGAGAACCCGCGCCUGCCGCCCUCGAUCGUGUCGCCCGAGCUGGUCAUGUACUGCCAGCGCGUGUACGAGUUCCGGCUGAAGCGCCUGCUCAAACAGCCCUCCUAGUGCCGGCGUCUGGUGGUCGAACGCCGAGCUCCGUCGGCGCCAAAACCACCCGGCCAUCAGCAGCAGCAGGAGGUAGCGCCUUUGGCUGCUUCUUCAACAACUUUAACUGUACCAUUGUCGGAAAAUCAACAACAACCGGAAGCAACAACAAUCAGCAGCAAAUCACAUAUCCGCAAAUGAAUGUGUUGGGAUUGGCCGAAGGUGGAGCAAGUGACUCCAAGAAUUCCCCCCACAACCACCCCCUUUCCAGUUAUUUAAUUAUUGCACUUGUUUUAGCGAGUUCUAGUCCAGGGGAAGAUUUGGGAGAGGGGGAAAAACAAGCAUUCAUGGAAUGGUAGAAGAAAGCGUCUAACAGACGUCUAACAAAUUUUAGGGAAAAUCAACGCAGCAAUUCCAAAAUCGUAACUUUUACGUACUUUUUGCCGCUAUUAUUUAUCUUCAGCAACUAGGUUUUUUUUUCUUGGCUCGAUUUCUUUUUUUUUAACUACUGUAUUAUUUAUAAUCUUUUUUGAAUGUAUAUAUUUUACUGCUCGUUUUACAACUUUACAUAUUUACUUUCAAGUGCUUUAUAUAUUUUGUUAUUGCUUUACAACAGUUAAUAAUAUUAUUUGUAUAUACACUUCCUUUAUACAUAUUAUUUCCCUCAAAGUUUACACAGCACAGAAAAGUAUGUGUUAAGCAAGCAAAAUCAAAAUCUAUUCUAAAGGCAAACAGUAACACACACACAGUAACUAAGCAAAACUAAACAAUAUUAAACAUCAAGCGAGAAAUAAAACAAAAAACUUUUGAACGAUAUUUAUUGUUAGUGGCAAGGCAAUUUAGGACACACAAAAAAUAAACUUGUAGGCAUGAAGUAAUUUGGCAACAACAAACUGAAAUUAACUAACCAAAAAAAAGAAGAAGCAAAAAACAAAGACACAUCAGCGGCGAUAUUGAAUUAAAGUACCAGUUUAGAAACAGAAUGUUAGGACGAAAGCGUUUGCGUUUAGGUUGCGAAUUGAAUUCCUCGUUUGGCGCACAAACAUUUGUGGUGGGUCGACGGUUUGUUUGAAUUAGUUAUAUACAAUAAAAAAAGCAUUGUAGUGUGAAAUUUUUCCAGCAGUUCAAAAUCAAAACGACUUUUUCUGAAAGCCUCAAUUAGUUUGUGAAGGAUUAAAAAGAAUUGAAAAACAAACAGAGAUUAUGGAAAAAUCUCUCUCCGUAAGAAUUACAUUUCCGUACAUUUGGUCUCUUUCAAACCCUUGAACAACAAGACAAAUUGUUUGGAAAUUCAACAAAAGAGAUACAGUCAUCCCACAUAUUCGGAACACCCACAAAUUCGGAACACUUUUGUGGUAAUUUGUCAAUAGGAUGCAAAAUGCAACUCUUCUGUCGACCCCGCUAUUUUUAGGACCUUUAUUUGGACAUUCUCUUGCUAUUUCACUAAUAAAAGUAGUACUUUUUGAACAAAAAACUUCAUUUCAAGACAAUUUUAUACAGAGCAGCAAAACACUGCCUCCAAAUUGCAUGUUCCAUGAUUGUGGGAUGUUAUUGUGCCUCCCACAAUUGUGGAACACUUGAGUUUAACUGAUGUUUUCACAAAAAAAGUUAUUAGACCAUUCAUAAAACAUUACUAAGCAUGAGUUUUAUUGGUUGCAGUGUGUGAAGUCAUUAUUUUGUAAAAAAUAUGUACUCCUAGAGAGAACCAAAGUUUGUUUACAUCCGUAAGAAAAAAGUGUUCCAAAUUUGUGGAUUUCAAGGGUCAAAGUGUUUCUCAAAAAACUUGAUAUAAAAGUUAAAAUUUUAAGUUGUUUGAUACAGCAUUCGAAAGAUCGCAAGAAAAGCUUUAAAAUGAAGGUAAAAGUGAGACAUUAAGUUCAAUUAUCGAUUUUCUAUGAUUUUUUGAACAUUGGCCGAUCUGUAAACUGUUCCGAAUAUGAGGGAUGAGUGUACAAAUGAGUAAAAAAGCACAAGAAACAGAUUCUCAUGGAGAGAGUUUUUUCUUCUCUCUUGAGAGCGAGAAGCUCUCUCAGAGAUUUUUUUUUCAAAAUUCUACGACGGUUGUUACAACUAUAUCCUCCAGGAUCACUGACGAGGACGAUUAUAUUAUCUUCAUCGUUUCGACCUCUGAUUAAACACUCCGUGAUACAAUUAUUCGUCAAUAAUAAUCGGGGGCAAAGCUGUUAAUGUUAAAUAUAUGCAUUGUAUUUUUAUAUUUUUAACUAUUUUUGUCAAAAACACUUCAAAUUUCUUCGAUUUCUUAAUUUGAGGCUUUGUACUCCAAUAACUACUGUCCCUAUUCAGACUGUAUUCCAGAUUUACUCCAGUUGAUUUACGUUGUUUUGCUUGAGUUUUAGUUGGGAUGGUCGGCCAAAUCCUAUAACAGGAUAAUUUAAUGGAGAAAUAUCACGAAAAUAACAAAAUUUGUUAUUGCAAUAACAUUUGGAUAACUUUGAUAUUAUUCAUACUUGGCGUCUAUUUUUUAAUAAUUAUUCCCCAACCUUUGAAAGCAUUUUUUUUAAUGGAUGUUAUAAUGCUUUCGAGGGUAAUCAAUUUAAUUUAUUUAUAAAAGCGAAGCGAUUAAAAAAAACAACAGCAAAAAUUAAUGACAUGUUUGAUAUAAAGCCAAAUUUAUCACGAAUUAUAAUUUGAUUGAUUUUUCUGUUCAAGGUCCUUUUAAAAAAUUGCAUCAUAUUUUCCCUGUUUUCAAAGGUUUUCUUAGAAUAUUGUGUUUUUUUAUAAAAUUUCAUAACCAAACAACUUUUAAAUAACAUGCCAAAUAUGCCUUUGAUUAUUUAUUUGAUUAAUUGCGAUUUAAUUUAAAGAGAGUACUGUAAAAAUACCAGAAAAAGAAACGUUAACAAAAACGUAUUUUAUUUGAAGUAUUUCAAAAUUUCCAAAAAAAAGGGCUUGAAAAAUCGAUUGUAAACUAUUCAAGAUACACUUAUAACGAUUAAGGAGGUAUUAGACUAUGGCAAACAAACAAACCCUCAAACUUGUAUGCGGCAAACUCGCAAGCAAAGCCAAAUGUAUGCAGGCUGACGUUUCUGCAAACAAAGGCAGGCAAACUGUCAAACUGUCAAAAAAGUUUGUUCGUCAUAUUCCAAUACGUCCUUUGCUAAUGCGUGUUUAAUUAAAUAAAAACUUUUCAAUAUUUGAACAGAUUUUGAAUUUUUGAACGGAAAAUUAUAUUUCCAUAAAUUCAUUGAUAUUUUGCUAUUUUUUAUAGUUGCAUCAAAACAUUUUGCGAUACUUUUUGGUUCGAAAUUUUGAAAAUCUGGCUGGAAAAUUUCAAUCACCAUGUCAAAAAUAAUAACAAUUUUGUGAAAAUCUAUGAAUAUUAUUUUUUUUUUUUUGGUUUCGUAAAAAAUAGAAUGCUAAGAAUAAUUACAUUUAAAACUAAAAAAAUACAUUUAAAUUAGUUAAAAAAAUGCAUUUUCAACAUCCAUAUAAAUGUUGAAAAGCAAUAUUGCCUAUUUCAAAAUUGUAAUUUUAUUAAAAAUUUGCGAAAAUUUUAAUUCUUAAAAUAAGAGCAAUUGUGACUAUGUUCAACAAACAUAUCGCCUGUUUUAAAAAAAAGAGUAUUUUUUUGUUUUAAAAAAAUAGUUUUUGAAGAAAAUUCAUGCAAAAUGAGUAAUUUGAGAUCUAUAAACCAAUCUAAUCUAUAAACCUGUAAAUUCUAUGUUUUCAAAACCAGUGAAAAAAACUGCAAAAGCAAAAAUUUUAAAUUUUAAAUCUAGGCCCGGUGAAAAAAAAUAAUAACUGUACCUGCGAAAUAUGUUUGCGGACAUAUAGGGCAGUAAGUCAAACACCAGCUAGAAGUCGCAUGACAAAAAACUAAGAACUAGAAAGAGAUAGCAGAUCUGAUGCAAACAAACCCGCAGCUGUCAUGCAAACAUACUUUGAAUAUGUUGAUGAAUUUCUAACUAGAAAGCCGAGCUGUCAAGUAGGAUUCUUUUUACAAGAAGGGCCACGAUGUUAAUUUUUACAAAUUUAGUUAAAAGUUUAUUGCACUCAGAAAAAUAAGCUUUAUCGUUGUGAACAAUAAUAUCACAAAUUUAAGCUUAAUUUUAGAACCCAAUUGAGCAAUGAAAAUUCAAUUCAAAAAAUUCAAAAUAUCAAAGAAUUAAAAAUAUAAAUUUUCUAGAUGAUUUUCGUGGUUCCAGCAUUCUAAAUUUAUGUAAAGCUCAAAAGUAUUAUUUCAACUUUUCAGCACUUGUUUCUAAAAAAAAAACUUUUCGACACGUUUUUGAAUUGACACAAUAUAACAGUUUUUUUCGGAAUUCAUUUGGAUUGCAUUGAUAUAAAAGUUACUAAAGUUUGAAAAAAAACAUCUUUAUCUUUAUCUCAUUUUCGUAAACAAUUGACGAAAAUUUGGGAGACAAAAUAAUCAGAGGUCGAUGACGAUGACGGUAAUUUUAACGUUAUUGUUAUAGAUUAGAUGUAACUGUCAUCGAUUACAACCUGAAUUGCCACACACAAAAUUACCCAACAUUUUCAACCCAGUUUCCUUAGAAAAAGAAAAACUCGACAUUUAAAAUAAUUCUUUGCGAGCAGUGCGAAAUUUAAACAAUUUAGUUAAGGCAAGUUUAAAACAAACAACAAAAAACAGUCACAAUAAAUAAAAACAGUGGGGGCGCAAAACCAAGCAAACUAAUAGUAAUUGUUAUCGCUAAAUACUACAUGGGUAAUAAGUAUCAGUACCUUAUUAUUUGAAAUUAACUAUCAGAGAAAAUUAAAUUAAACAAGAAGAAAAGCUGAGUAUAUUAAACAAAAUAUUAUUAUAUAUUAAAGUAAUAAAACGUGGAAACACGCAAACACACACACAAGAAAAAUAUAUACAAUUAUACAGUAACAAGAAAAAACAACUAGUGAACAAACAACAAUGAAAGUGUAAGUAGAAUAGGAAAGGACAAUUACACAAUUACCUAAACUAAAAAUACCACACAUUUACGAAUGAAACAACCUACAAUCCCUUUUAGCACGGUGAACCCCUCAUCAACCACCUUUUUCCAGGGCCAAAGUCCCCUCCUGACGAAUGCAAUUCAAUCGGUCGGUCGGUUUCGUUUACCACAGGAAGCAAACUUUUCUCCAACCUUUUUCCAGACUUCCCGUUCUGGAAAUCCGAACUCUAGCAACAAAAAGCGAGCAUAAAUAAAAGCAAAAUUUCAAGUUUCGACAGCAUUUGGAGCCUCUAGUAGAAUAAUCAGCAGGAACAAAACCCAGUAAAAAAAAAGUAAUCGAAAUCUAAACAUUUAGUGGGAAAUAUUCUGACACAGAAAAACAAACAAAUACUGACACGCUAGUUUUAUUCUAUUCAUGUUGUUAAAUACUAUUAAAUUCUAAGUAAAGUCGCGUAGUAGAUUCUCCUCCUUUCCUCAGUGGCAUAGGGAUUUUAAGUACCAGCGCGCUAGUUUGUCCCAGUUUGGGUUCAGUAUGUGGAAUAAUCUCGUCAGUUGAACAAACCCCGCGCCUUUCUUUUGUAUAGUUUAGAACAUUAGUUCAAGGAUUAGUUUUAAGAUUUUAAGCCCUAAGUUGACCCCACCCAUCCUUUGUAAAGAUCCAUUUUAAACAUGUAAACACUAACCCGUUUUGAUUUGCGAGUACCGUUAAAGGAAAACAUACUGAAACAUACUAGGAAAAAGCGAAUCGGAUUAAGUAAUGAAAAAACAAAACUAAACUAA
Molecule: messenger RNA, 14347 nt
Organism: Culex pipiens pallens (northern house mosquito)
Lineage: Eukaryota; Metazoa; Arthropoda; Insecta; Diptera; Culicidae
Product: titin-like
Exons: 13
Coding region: 966-8684 (2572 amino acids)
Molecular function (GO): chromatin binding
Source: RefSeq, a predicted model, not a curated record